CACAAAUUGGGCGGCAAUCUGAAUAAAUAGAAUAGGUUUAUAAACGCAUAUUUUAUCACAAAGUCUUUUGUCUAUUUUAUUUUAUCUUUUCUUAUAUAUUUUGGUUCUUUUAUACUGUAAAUAAUAAGAAAGAGAACAUUGAUUUCCAUGUGAGAUGAAGUGAUAAUGCUCAGCCAGAAUUUUUUUUCUUGGAAUUGGGGGAGCAAUUAAUGGCUCAGCUAGUUUCUCAUUUUUCAGAAUUGGGCGAGCCUUUGCAUGAGCAAGAGCAAUUGCUCUCCCCUUAUUGAUAGGCCUGGUAUAGGAUCAUAAUAUAUACAACUUAGUGUAUCUGAGAACUAACUGAUGGAUUGAAAAUAGAUUGCUUCCAAUGUGUAGAGCUUGAAACGCUCAUCAAAAUAAUGUAUAGGAUCAUAUAGUUUUGACGAACCGUUGAUGAGAUUUAGGGUUUAAAAUGUUUGCUGACGUCAGCAAUGACCCGUCAAAACCCUAAAUUUUUUUUAGAAAUUUGUAUACCUGUUGUCGUAUAGAUCUUAAAACGCUGAUCAAGAAAAUGUAUAGGAUUAUGUACUUUUGAUAAACGGUUGCAGAGAUAUUAGGGUUUAAAGGUUUUUUGACGACGUCAUCAACCCGUCCAUUCCGAAACGGAUUCGGGGACCCAUGUUUGGGAAACUUACCCAAAUUGGUCCUAGGUGGUGAAAUGGGGAAGAUGGCACUCUGUGUGGUGGGCCACUGGUGUUGCAAGGAGUUGUCUGGCAGAGCAAUGAUCCUAAUUGGGUCUGCAUAGCUCAGAGCCAAGUUGUUAAUGUUCCUUUCUUUGAAUUUUAGAUCAAAGUGGUUGAGCGAUUUCAGAAAAUUGUUGAUUGCAAUUCAAUUUUUAACAUCAUUAUUAAGUUGUUACUAUUUUUUCUAAAGAGGCUACGAAACGGCUGUUGGUUUUCGACUUUAGUGACUUACACUAAAGUAUAUAAUAUUGGGAAUCCAAAUAUAACUGAAAAUGACAGAAAAGUUUCCCACAUAUAUUGGAUAUCCAUAAUUAUUCGAUAUAAGUACUUACCUUGCUUUUAAUUUAAGUUUUCUAAUAAAAUUAACUUCAAACCUUUUGAACAAGGUAGCUAGCUAUAUCCUUCAAAAGUUUAUUGAACAUAAAGCCAGUCAAAGCAACAACAAUGACUUUAAAAUCUUUCUAGGGGGAUUAAUUACCUUCUUAAAGCUAGUAACAUUGCAUUUCUUAACAAAUACAGCUCCUCGUGUCAUCUUUGUUCCUCGUCAAAACAAAUUCCGAUUUACUUAUUUCAUCGCCAAAAAGAAUAAUAAUAAAAUUUUUCUUUUUUUAGAAAAUAAAAAUUUAAGUAGCAAAUACAUUUGACCUUUAGAGUGGUCAGCUUAUUAUACGCCAUUUUUCAGAGAAUGUACGGGGAUAGAGCUUAUUGAAUCCUUUCGUAGCCCCUAUUGUACAAAAUUAAGAUAUCAUCAUCCUUUUUAUAACUGACAUAGGCUAGAUUGAAGUUUAUCAUGGCUCGUGUAAAAACCGCAGAUUUAAUUACCAAAAAUCUACUGGAAGUUUUAAAGGAUCUGUACAUGAACACAGAACUCAGUGAUCGAGCAUUUUUGAGAUUCCGGAAGAUUAUAUCUCUGAAAAUUACACAAUUAAUUAUUCAUCCGUGGAACAGUUUAGCCUAAAUGAUGCUCAAAUGGAGGCUACGCCUAAUAAAAGGAAGUUAACGGAAGAUAAACUGGAGCAACUGCCUUGUAAAAAAAUUAAAGAUGAUCUCGACAUUUUACAAGUUUCCACUACCAAUGAAAUUACGCCUGACAUUAAUACUAUAAAAAAAGAAGUUAUAGAAAAUAUUUCUGAAUGGAAGGGAAAAAAGAAAGAGAACGGUUGUGAAUCUGCUGACAAAUACAAUACCAUGACUUACCAGAUAACAGUGGUAUUUCCGUGGAAAUUAAAAAUGAAAAGAUAAAAAUCCAGUUAGAAAAUGCUGGUAAUGAUAACGAAGGAGUAUAUUUGUCUGGCUUUUAAAUUGUUCCAUUUGCUGUUAUGCCAGUUCAUGCAAUUGUCUUGUCGUUGAACAGUGAGUACUUCAGAACACUUUUUUCUGUCUCGGGUAUGAAAGAAAUCCAUCAGAAAUACAUCACUAUUAAAGUUAAUAUCGGAGAAGGACAGUAUUUGGAAAAAUUGAUACAUGCUUUUUAUGACCAAACUGUUUUGCGUGGUUUAACAACUCCAGAACUUUUGCAGGUUUUACAAGUAGCUGAUCGAUUUUCGUGUGUUACCUACAUCGAAAAGUGUAUUUCAUUGUUAAAGAAAGCCAACAUCACUUCAUUUUCAGAAUGUAAUGAUAUUAUAGAGCACCUUGGAAAUUUCGAGCGAAAGAUAGCACGUUUUAUUGGAAACAAAUGUGUUGAUAUCGAACAGCGUUGUGUCAAAUUCAUGGUGAAACGUUUUUGUCCUUUAGAAAACAAAAUAAUGCAACAUGAUAAUUUUCUCUCCAUUACCUAUAAAUCACUGUUGCUACUGCUCAGAAGUCAUCUUCCAUUUACGUAGAAAGAAAAUAGUGUUUUGACUUUUCUUGCCUGCUGGUUGGACUACGACGAAGCACGACAAAAAGAGGAUAUUGUGGAAACAUUAUUGAAAGAGAUAAAUCUAACUCCUGCGUUUUUGUUUGACGAAAUUACUGUAAAUCAUCAUUUAUUUAGCAAAUGGUCAGGCUAUAAAACUUGGUUUAUGGACGUGCUCGCGUUUCAUGCAUUUUCUGAUGAAAGGAAAUCACAAGCAUUCUUUCAGACAUUCCCAAGUCGAAACUUUAAAAGCAAUCUAAAGGUUCCUGGGUGGCUUGUAAAGUUUGAAACUAUCGGAUCAACUUCUCUGGUGCUCAUUGAUGACAAUUUUACAAUUUAACAAGGGUAUAAUAUCAAGCCCCGUUUGUUUUUAAAAGAUUGCGAUGAAGAUACGUACAAGAUUACUCUUCAUAUUACGCAUAGUAAUCCACUGCACCGUAGUUCGUUGCAUACGUUCAAAUUUAACUUUACAACAGCAAUAGCAGUUCUUCCGAAUUGUGAAACCUACGCUGAAAGCCAGUUGUUUUCGUCAGACAGUGGCCAAUUUAUCAAACAUCAUUUUCGCCAAGUGGAAGUUGAGUUCAAAUCCAACACCGACUAUUUUGAAUGUGAGUUUGCUUACGUCACGAAAGACUUGUGGCGGCUCACUGACGGUUUUCAAGUUGCGAUGGCGUUUAAAGAUGCUCGUGAUAAAUGGCCUUAUUUUAUGAAGACUGUACAGAAACUCGACCAUAACAAACCGUUUCUUUCUAAUGAGAGUAAAUUUUGGCAGUGGCAGUUUGAUGUCAUGAAAGAUAAAGGGCCGUUUUGAAUAAAAAUAUUGAAUCUAUUUUUUAGUAUAUAUUUAUAUGUUCUGCAUUUGAAGUAAAGAUAUACAGUGAUAGCAUUUAGUUAUGUUACACUUUUCAAAAUAUAUAUAGCAUUCUUGUUCAGUUAUAUUAUCACGUGGUAUAUGUUUAUAUUAAACAUGGCCACACAGAAAACGUGUCACUGAGACCGAGCAAAGAAUUUUUGCAGAAAUUUAUUCUUCUACGGACCGUGUGAAAUUCAACGAGUAAAGGCAUGAAAUAUAAAUCUUUUUCGUUUGGUUUUGUUUUUAUAUUAGUGAAUGUUACUCGUUCGUAAACCUUGUUGUAUUUUUAGAAAGAAACAGAAAAACUAAAAAUUACAUAUUUUUGUCGUUUCUUCUCUUUCUCAUUUAAUUUCUUCACAUAAAUUGCCAACCAACAAAAUUUGAUUUGAUAUAAACAUCGUCUUUAGAAGGCCCUGAGAACGAGAUUGGUCUGACAUAUUAGUUAUUUGUU
Molecule: messenger RNA, 3866 nt
Organism: Hydractinia symbiolongicarpus
Lineage: Eukaryota; Metazoa; Cnidaria; Hydrozoa; Anthoathecata; Hydractiniidae
Exons: 1
Coding region: 2042-2548 (168 amino acids)
Molecular function (GO): protein binding
Source: RefSeq, a predicted model, not a curated record